This is a messenger RNA of Coffea eugenioides, 1800 nucleotides long. RefSeq lists its product as uncharacterized. Lineage: Eukaryota; Viridiplantae; Streptophyta; Magnoliopsida; Gentianales; Rubiaceae. Gene Ontology annotation, molecular function: protein binding. The coding region runs from base 1 to 1800 and encodes 599 amino acids. The transcript has a single exon. The record is from RefSeq and is a predicted model, not a curated record. Gene Ontology annotation, biological process: cell surface receptor signaling pathway.
AUGGCUACUGAAGAAGAGGAAAUCUCCAUCCAAGAAGACCUCUCUCUGAAAAUCAAGUUAUCCAACAGGCUUGUCUUAUCAGCCAAAGAAGCUGAGUCCUUCAAAUCUGAAUGCUCUGAACUUGCUCUUCACACCACUCAACUGAUAGAGCAUCUUCUCUCCCUCGCCCGCCGGGACACCACCGCCACCUUCUACGACCGCCCUAUUCGCCGAGUGACGGCAGAGCUCUCCAAGAUUCUGCCACGGGCCAUCAGAUUGGCCCGCAGAUGUAAGCACAAGAAGUCAGCUAAAAACGUGCUUCGCCAUGUUUUCUCUGUCUCCGUUUCAGCUGAUAUUGAGAAGGUCUCCGCCCAGAUUAAGUCUUCCAUCGCUGACCUCAAGUGGCUUGUUUCUCUGCAUGAUUGCACCUCGGGUUCGGUUAAUCUUUCUCUUCCUCCUAUGGCUUGUAAUGAUCCUAUUCUUGCUUGGGUUUGGUCUUAUAUUGCUGUUUUACAUAUGGGUUCGGUGAAAGAAAGGACUGAUGCUGCUCAAGAAUUGGCUGCAAUUGCUUUGAUUAAUGAUAGGAAUAAGAAGAUUAUAAUUGAAGAAAAUGGGAUUGCCCCUUUACUUAAGCUGCUUAAGGAGAGUGUUACUUGUGAAUCCCAGAUUGCAGCUGCUUCUGCAUUGUUUAAUUUAGGGAAUUCUCCUGAGAGAGUUUGGUUGAUAGCUAAUGAUCAUGGGAUUUCGAUAAUCGUGAAGUUGCUUUUAGAGAUGCCUCCAAUGAGUGUUCAGGUUGUUUUGGUAAAUUUAGUUUGGCGGAUGGCGGAUUUGGAUGAUGGGGUUAGGGAGGAAUUUGGGAGGGAGAAUGUAGUUAGGCCAUUGGUGGUCCUGUUGGGAAUGGAUGUUGUUUUGGAUGAGUUGGUUAAGAAGGAAGAGCCAAGAAGGACGACGAGCAUGCAUUCGCUUGUUUUGAUGAAUAGGCAGAUUACUGGGAAUGGGAGUAAUGGUGUUUAUGGUAAUAGUAAAAGUUUGAAUUAUGGAGGGAAUAGGUGGGAGAAGGAGAGGGAGAAGGAGGUGGAGUCACCCGAGGUUAAGCUUAAGCUCAAGGAAAGUUGUGCAAUGGCGUUGUGGAAAUUAGUGAAAGGGAACUUGUCGAAUAGUAAGAAGAUUAUGGAGACCAAAGCAUUGCUUGUUUUGGCAAAGAUUAUUGAGAAGGAGAAGGGAGAAUUACAAUUUAAUUGUUUAAUGACAGUGAUGGAGUUAGCUGCAGUGGCUGAAUGCGACGGAGAUUUUAGAAGAAUGGCUUUUAAGCCUAAUUCGCCUGCUGCAAAAGCUAUUUUGGAUCAGCUUUUGAGGAUGAUCAAUGAGAAUGCUGACACACAGUUGUUGAUUCCAGCUAUUAAGGCCAUAGGAUGUUUGGCAAGAACGUUUCCUGCACGAGAGACAAGGAUAAUUGAGCCUUUGGUUUCACUGCUGGGGAACGUGGAUAAAGAUGUUGUUAGAGAAGUGGCUAUUACUCUGGUGAAAUUUGUGUGUCCAGAUAAUUUUAAUCAUGUGGAGCAUUCAAAAGCUGUCGUUGAGUUCAAUGGGGUGUCAAAGCUAGUGACUUUGGUGAAGACCAAUUAUGGGAGCCAAUUGUAUGGGCUUCUGUUGCUGUGCUAUCUUGCAAUGCAUGUUGGAAAUAGCAAAGCUUUUGAACAAGUGCAAGUGUUGAGUGUUCUUGAUGGGGAUGCUCAUGAUACUCUGGCUCAGUAUCCUGAUUUGAGUGAACUAUUUGCAAAGGCCAGACAUCAUCUUACUCUGUUUAAAUCUGAAGCAUGA